AUGAGUUCUUCAAAAUGUGUAUCCAACAGAGUGGCAGCAUUCGUUCUGUACCUAAUACCACUAAUAUAUUCCUUCCUGGUCGUUGUAUUUGGGUUCAUAGAAUAUGAGCAGAAGAGGACAUGUAAUUUAUUAGUGCUGUGUGUGCUCUACGGGGUUGUCAUCAUUUUAGUUUGUUCAGUUGGCUGCUAUGGAAUUAUAACAGAAAAUGUCACCUCCAUCAGAUCGACAAUUAUCCUAUUAAUAGUGAACAAUAUUAUCAUGACCAUGUUAAUCACUUUCCUUUUGAUCGAUAUUUUAAAUUAUCCCCACGUGGUGACAGUUCAUAGAGCUUCGAAAUUUUUGCAGUUUGUGGUGCAAGACAAGAAGCACAAGAAGAAGAAACAUGCCACGAAGCUCCUCGGGGACGAAAGCGAGUUCCUGAUCAAGGUGUAA
This is a messenger RNA of Plasmodium coatneyi, 432 nucleotides long. RefSeq lists its product as uncharacterized. NCBI's taxonomy places the organism in Eukaryota, Apicomplexa, Aconoidasida, Haemosporida, Plasmodiidae. The record is from RefSeq and is a predicted model, not a curated record. The coding region runs from base 1 to 432 and encodes 143 amino acids. The transcript has 2 exons.